AUGGAUGCUCAGCCUGGGAUUCAAGCUUCCCUACAAACGCUGAGUCACGUGACACCAGCGGCUGCUUUGAAGCUCCGAUAUUACGACCAACAACAGCAAUUGCAAAUCGCCACGAGACGCUUAGCCGAUGAUGCCAAGCUCUCCCACUCUCGCCGCCUGUGUCCUCUGCGCCUCCUGUGCCUCGGAGCCUCGCCCUACCCCGCGUCGCUCUACCCUGCCUCGCCCUACCCUGCGUCGCUCUACCCUGCGUCGCCCUACCCUGCCUCGCCCUACCCCGUGUCGCUCUACCCUGUGUCCCCCUACCCUGCGUCGCCCUACCCUGUGUCCCCCUACCCUCCGUCGCCCUACCCUGCGUCGCUCUACCCUGCCUCGCCCUACCCCGCGUCGCUCUACCCUCCGUCGCCCUACCCCGCGUCGCUCUACCCUGCGUCGCCCUACCCUGCGUCGCUCUACCCUGCCUCGCCCUACCCCGCGUCGCUCUACCCUGUGUCGCUCUACCCUGCCUCGCCCUAA
This is a messenger RNA of Penaeus chinensis, 513 nucleotides long. Its product is annotated as protein lifeguard 1-like. The record is from RefSeq and is a predicted model, not a curated record. NCBI's taxonomy places the organism in Eukaryota, Metazoa, Arthropoda, Malacostraca, Decapoda, Penaeidae. The coding region runs from base 1 to 513 and encodes 170 amino acids. The transcript has 3 exons.